AUCACGCCAUUCCACUGGAUAUUCAUCCACCACCUUUCCAUUCUUUGAACAAGAAUCAAAAAUCAUUCGGAUAAUUACGAAACCUGCUUCGCCCUUCAGUAACACCGACAUUCCGCUCCUUCACUCUCGCCCUCGCCCUCCUCUUUCCUGACUUUUUCACUCUUAUUACUCCACAUUUUUUUUGACAGCUACACACCUACGAUUUUACUCAUUAGCAUAACCUCUCUCCAUCAAUACCGUUAACACCUUUUGAACAUCAACAUGCUUGCUCGUACUACUCUCUGCGCCUUGGUUGCUCUCGCCAUGACUCUUUUGACCACUGUCACCGAAGCCCACUCUUGGGCUGACUGUGUCGACUGGCGCUUCAAUGACCCUAAAAAUCCAGGCUGGACCAACAAACACGGAAAGUGCUUUGGCUGGGCUCGCAAGUACCCUGUCACCUCCAGAGUCACUUUUGGUGGCCUCGACUCGGCCUCCCCUAACCGCCACUACCAACAAAACCCCAGUGACUUCACUUCCUGCUCCGAUGGUAGACAUGGUCGUGAACCUGGUGCUGAUGAGACACGCCAGAACCCCAUCUCCAAAGCUUAUGGUGGAAGAUACGGCGCCAUGGCCACUGGCAAAGCCGGCGAAGAGAUCUGUGUCCGCUGGCCCGCUAAGAACCAUGCAGUCCCCGAUGAAGACGAUCGCGGCGUAUUCAUCAACAUGCCCAGCGAGCCUACUAACCGUGAUCCUUCUCAGUCUCAGCUCAUGAAGAUGAAUAUUGCCAAACUCCCUUACAAGAACUGCAACCACAUUCGUGGUGAUACCGACCAUACUCCAUGCGGAGGCUGCUUCAAGAUCCCAGAGGACCGCAAGACUGGUACCUACAUGGUUCAGUGGCGCUGGGAGUUGAAUGACGACGAGUGGUACACUUCUUGCUGGGAUCUCCGUGUCAUUGGCCGCGAGGAAGAAGAGAAGGAAGAUGACGGUGAGAUUAAGCCUCCUGUUCCUAUCCCUAACAACGGUACUCUUAGCAACAUGACUUGCAUCUUCAAGGAUCUUGCUGAGGAUAACUAAAAAAAAGAGCGCAUUUUCUCUUUUUCUUUUUCAGAUAAAUAUUGAAGGCUGAAUGAGGCUGGCUCCUCCUUUUCCAUCUAUAUUUAUUCCCAUAUAUUCACUCUAUCACCUUAAAAAAAAUCGUAGAACAUCAUCACAUUGGCAAUGAAAACAAUAGCAUGAUCUGCACCGUAUAUUAUGUGUACUAAGUAAAUGUAAAUUAAAAGUUCAUAAAAAAAAAGUGUAGAUGCU
Molecule: messenger RNA, 1290 nt
Organism: Lobosporangium transversale
Lineage: Eukaryota; Fungi; Mortierellomycota; Mortierellomycetes; Mortierellales; Mortierellaceae
Exons: 2
Coding region: 262-1059 (265 amino acids)
Source: RefSeq, a predicted model, not a curated record